GGUUUGAGUUUAGUUUUACGAGAUCUGCUGCCGCAAACGGACGUGUGCGUACGGACUAACGAAGAAUUAAAUGAAUUCAUUGUUUUGUGGGCGUAACGACGAGAACGAACUGCACUUGAGUGGUGCAUACGAGUGUGUGUGUACGCGCGAAUUUUAAAUUGUGCAAUUGUUUUUUUUUGUGCGCUUCAUCGCUGUAUCAAAUGCAACUUUUUGCUAAAACUCGUUAAUUUUUGCGCAAAGUAAUUAACAUUAGUUGAUUUGGGCAAAGCGACUUGUUGUUUUCGCCUGGAAAGUGCUAAAGCAAAACGAAAUACAAUAAAUACAGGGAGCUAGUGAAUCAAAGCAAGGCGAGUGCAAAUGUGUAAUUUCGCCAGGCUGCAAAUGUGUAGAAAACAAAGCUAAAGCAAAUUGUAAAAAAAAAAGUUAAACAAACAAAAUAAAUUAAUUUAAAGCACGAAAACUGCUAUAUGUAUGAAGUGUAUAUACUUGAAAUAUCGAUAAUAUGAAAAUUGUUAAAUAUUGAAAAUAUACAAAAAUUAGUAAAAUUUUACUUAGAAAAUCUUUGAGUCGUGCAGAAAUAAACGUGCAAAGUGUUAGUGUUGAAUUUCCUCUUUGAAAUUCUUUGCUUACCUUUUUCUCGCAACAACUACGUUAUACGGUAUUCUUGAUUUGCGCUGCCGCUUGCAGUGUGCAACUUGUCUAGCCAACUCCAGCAUUUUAAGCCAAAUGUGGAAUACGACGACGCUUCAAAGUUACGGAAGCCCAUUUAAUUUGAACGCAGCAUAAAAGAAAUAAAGGUAAGUCAAGCGAGGUAGCACUAAAGCUAAAGUUUAUGUACAAGAGAAGGACAAGUCUUUGGCUGAUACUUUUCCGAUGGGGUUUGUGAAUUCACAUUCAUAAUUCUUAAAAGUCUAAUAAGUUUCCAUUCCGCCGAAAUGUUUUAUAAAGAUAAAUAUUCAAAAUUCGACAUUGAGUAGUGCAUAAGCAAUGCUAAGUUAACAACAACAACAAGACAAUAAACUCCAACUGCAGCUGAGUAAGCAACGAACGUGCAUAAAUCAAAAAUAACAACAGCAAAAACAGCACAAGCGUGGGCAAAUCAGUGGAAAUAAUCGAAAAUCUGACACCUCCGGAACUGCGAGGAAGAAUUAAGCAGAAAUAAAUUAAAAGCAAAAAGAAAAAACCUGAAAAUUUAUAUUCGUAAGAAACCACGCGCCAAAGAGGAAGUGGAAAUUGUAAACCAACACAAAAGUCAACAACAACAAACAAGCAAGACUUUUAUCAACUUUGCGUGAAAUCAAAGAAGCGUUAAAGCGAUAUACAGUUAAAAGAAGUCUCAGAAGAAAUAAUAACCAUAUCAAUUUGUGGAAUUCGCUUGUGCUUUGUGGCACGCGCCGUGAUUUUUAUGAUGUUGCACCUAAACACGCUGGAAAACGAGCGACGCAGUUGAAACCAAAAAUAUAAAACGCAGAAAAAAGGGAAAAUCUAGAUUUAAUUUAUUUUUUGAACAUUUAGUAUCAAUUUAAUACACACACACACACUCGCGCAGCGCUGAAAACAAUUUUCAGCUGAACUUGAAAUGCCUACAGAAUGUGAGCGUACGAUCGCCAACACGAGCCAGAACACACAGCCAGGAGAACAGCAGCAGCAACAACAACAAAAACACGAACAAUUGCAAGCGGAACACUUGCAAGCUAAAGCGGAAGAAGAAGAAGUAGCAGCGGCAGCACAGCUUGAGUUUUAUGACGACAUGGAGGACAAGGAGUUAAGUGGCGGCAAGAUGUCCACGUCCCAGACAUCGACGACGUCCGCAACGAACGGCCACAGCGGCAGCAAUCAGGCGAAUGGUGUUGGCAAGAAAACGUCCAUAAUAUCGCCGGAUCCCACUUCAUACGUGACUAAAGCGCGCGUCACACGUCCCACACCGCCGCCACCGUCCUACAACCCGAUGCAAUUUGUACAGAUCAAACCGUGUAAUCUCUACCAGACCGCACAGGAGCAGCUCAAGAAGGCUGAGGAAGUGAAAAAGAUUAAGGAAAUUAAGAAGGAAGAGCCCGAGGAUUGGCAGAAUAACUUGGACAAUUGGAAAUCGUCGCGUAGAAAACGUGUCGAACACAUCAUCGAUCGAGUUGUGGAAGUGAAAAAACUCGAAUUGGAAGAACACGACCGGACACGAAGAAAAUCGAAGACGUUCUCUGAAAUGAUGGAAGAAAGAGGUGAGCGUGGUGGUCCGCGACGCGCCAAAUUGGCCUCAUUAGCCGUUUACAAUGAAGACGAAUCGAACGAUUUGAGCGAUCUUGGCAUUGGCACCAGCAGUGCCAGCGGCAAGAGUAGCCAGUCAGAGGAUUACGACAACAACAGUGUACUGAGCGACAAUGCCGAACUUGACAAGGCCAUAUUUGAUAAUAACCAAAAACCCAGUAGCAUCCCUGCGCGCGAAUACAUCUCCUCACCCGGCUACGAUACCUCCUCCAGCACCGCGCCUGGCAGCUCUCCCGAUCCAUGCGAAUACACAUAUGAGGGCGCCAUUCAAGACUACAAACAACGCGUCUCGCGCGCCAGCGGUGGCAGUGCUUUAGCCAAUUUCAAACUCAACAGCGCCAACACAAACUCGGCGUUAAUUUCCAAAAAUAACUCUUCAAAAGAAAACACACCGGAUUGCGUCAACACGGUAGCAAACGAUACCUAUCCCACACGUCGUGGCAGUAAAAUCGAGGACCGCCUUAUCGGCUUCGAAGUCACUUCACCCAGUGAUAGUCAAGAGGGUUUAGAGAAGAAAGUUGAUGUACCAAAAAUCGAUAUAUCGAAACGUAAAGAGAUUUUCGAAAGUCAAAACGCCAACUCAGAACCAAAGUCACUGGUGGGCAACGGCGGCGCUGGCGGUGUAGCUGUACCACGCGUUACAUUGCGCGAUCGCUUCAAGUUGGACGAGAGUGUGUCCAAUAAUGGAGAGGUACAAGAUUCCACAUUGAAGCGUGAAGUUAAACGUCUAUCGGGUGACAUCACGAGCAUACGAUCGCGUAUGCAAAGCUUAGAGCAACAGCAAAAUUUAGUCAGUUCAACGAAUGGCGGCAAUGCCGGCAAGGCACCCAGCGCAAAAUUAGUCGAUAUACCAGUGCCACCAUUGAAGGAUCGUUUGUCUAGUUUACAAAAUGCCGUAACCAAAGAAGAGGUGAGAAAGGCUCCGGUAGCACUUGUCGAUGCACGCCAGCUGGAGAUCAUGAAAAACGAAGAGGAGGAACGACGCUUGAAACUAAUAGAGAACGAGAAGAAAACAGUGCAGGAAGUAAGCAAUGUGGAAAAGAAAGAAAUUAGUGCGCCAGUAGCCGAAGCCACGGUGCCACAAAAGGUGGUGGUAAAAAUCGAUGCGCCCGAAGAGGAAGUCGAUCGCGAUGACAGCGGUAUUCACACCGCCGAUGGUGAAAUCGAAGCAACAGAAAUCUCCGAGCAGGAACAGCAACUGAAUGCGGCUAUUGCAGCACUGGCGCUGGAGGAGCAACAGCUAACCGAAGCAGCCAAUGCCGUGAACCAAAUAGAAGCGGAGUUUGCAGAGCUCUCUACCAGCGCAGUGAACGCCAUCGCCAGCAGCCUGAACACAGUGUCCACCACAAAAGCAACUAACGAACAGCCAUGCGAAAUGGAAUUUAGUAUCAACGAAGCUCUUGAAUUGGCGCUGGAUGCAAUUGACAAAGAGACCGAAUUCACCAUAAAUGAUACAGCAACAAUAAAAGCAACUACCAAAUUAUCGAACACAAUUGCAAGUAGUCAUACAAGCAACAUAAUAACAACAAAUAAAUUAGCAACUACAACAACAAUAGCGAUGUCGACAAAAACAACAGAAAUGGCAAUAAACCACCAAAACAACAAUAACAAUAAUGCGCAAGUGAAUGCUUUAUUAUGUGCAAGAGAUACUUCGAACAAAACCGACGAAGAGAAGGAACGUAAAAGUAAGCAACAACAACUGCAACAGCAAUUUGUUGCAAAUACACAUAAUUAUAUGCACAGCGACAGCAACAAUGGCGAUAAAAGCAAACAUAGCCUAAAUAAAGAUAAUGACGAUAAUUAUAAUAAUGAUGUUCAUGACGAUGAUGAUGAUGUCGAUGGAAGAAGGGAGGAGUCGCGCGAGGCGCUCAUCUCGCAGGAACCCAUUUACGAGAAUAUCUCGGCAGCAUCUACGCGACAAGUAGAUGCUGAAGCGAAACGAAUCAUUCCAGCGAGUAUAUUUAAUGACAACAACAACAAGGUCAAUAUGGAUAUUUACAAACAAAUGAGUCAAAUAAAUAUCAACAACAAUAGCAGUAGUAAUAAUAAUGACUUUGAGAAUUCGUUUGCCAAUAAUUCGCUAAGUAAUGCAUUGACUAACAACAACAACAAUAACAUUAGCAAUGAUAUUUGUAGCUAUAGCGCUAGCGAUAACAACAACGUAAGCAUUGUUGAUAGCAAUUUUAUUGAAUUAACCAACGCUUUCGCUAAUGCUACAACAACUAUAACAACAGCUGCCAGCAAAACAGCAACAACAACAACUCUAAUAGAAGCCGUAGCUAGCAACUCGCUGAUUGAUAGCGAAAAGACCAGCGCUACCGCAGCCACAACACAAAUUACAACAAUUGCAACAGCAGAAGAUUUCAAAAAUAUGGCAACAACAACAAAAUCAAUUGAAAUGAACUCAUCAGCUCACACUUCUGAAAAUUCUUCCACAAUCAACAAACCAACAGCAGUGGACGCACAUACGGUAACCGAUGCCAACGCCACAACUCUGGCAGAACAUGAACCCUACUAUCAGGUGCCGAAGUCAAGCGAACCAUACUACGAUGCCCCCAAACAUUUGCGCCCCGUGCCGCUUUAUGAGAAUAUCGAGGUCUUCUACACCGGCUUGGAGAACUCUACAUUGGCUAGCGGCACUGGCGCCGCUCUUAAUGGCAGCAAACUGGAACCGCCGAAAGAGAAGCCACCACCGCCGCCAGUAGAGAGUCCUCCGCCGUUCGACGAUGUGGACAGCAUCGAUAACACUGACACUUGGUCUUCGGACAACACCUACGAGACGAUUUCAUCGCGCCUCCCACAUGUCAAUGGUCUGGCCGCAGACCAUCCUUCGCCGCCCAUCAAACGCAUGAAUUCGACGAAACGCAUCAAGAAGGAGUUGCGCAAUAAACGUUCGAGUUUCUUGGGCAUUGAUACCACGAAUUUAGAUGAUGAGGAGACCUACUUGGAAUUGACAGUAGCACCGCCACCAGAUAUGGCGCAACUGUUGCAGGAGGAGCGACGCUUGGAAAAGCAAUUGUACCUGAAGGCGGGUCUGUGUGAUAGUUCAGACACAGGCGAGAGUCGCGACUCGGGCGUCUCUGAGAAUCACUCACGUCAAAGCAGUGAACAUUACACCAACUCAUCGGAGGAAAACGAUCGACAAAUCGAUACACCACCGCAUAGCCUCAAGUGCAACGAGCUCAUCUACCAGAACGAAGCACUACUGACGGCUGCGCAGACACCACUCUUGCAAACAGUGAAAGGAAACUCCGCCGAAUCAUGGACUGAGUCCGCCACUGUUGCUGCCGCCGCCACAAAGUCAUUGACAGAGGCCACCGCCACCGCCAACGCCAAAAUGCUCUCCAUCGAGGAAAAGAUACGCGAACAAGAAGAAGUUCUGCGUGUUGAAAGAGAGCUGCUGCAGCUGGAACAGGAGGAGUUGAAGCGUCAACGAGAGAACUUGAUGCUGCGUGAGAAUAUGGCACGUCGUGAACUGCAACAUGGCGCCAAAAUGCUUAUGUCUGCCAAUCGGCGUUCACUGCAAGACCUUAAUGGCGUGAACAUGUCGCUCGCCGGUGGUCUCCCAAUAACAAACGGCGGUCCAGCUGUAGCCUUCCAAACAGCGAUGCCACAAUAUGCCAUUGCCGCGCAUAACAUGCAACAGCCGGCGCAGCAACAAUUUGGUGUACCACAUCUGGCUACGCAGCCAACACAGCAAAUCUAUGCAAAUGUACCAAAUAUUGAACAGCAGUACUACCAAGUGGACAUUGACUAUCGCAAAUCCAUGUCCGACCUCCAAGAGUUCUCCAAACGACACAUGCUGCCACCUAUGCCACCAACGAAACCGAUGCGUGCCAUGCAAGUGGCCACUUCAGCCAAUGCGCUGACCGUCAACGGCGCUGAAGACUUCAUGGCAUCGCGACAUGCCUUGAAUGCACAGGGUUUCGGCGGCUCACUGGUGAAAAUCGCAGCACCAACAGCAGCACCACGUGGUCACUCAGUUCACCCCAUCAAUCACCAAUACCCCGCUCACCACUCAACACAAAAUCUGAGCAACAGCAGCGGCAGCAACAACAGCAUUAGCGGUGUUAAUGCGGCGCCACCGGCCAUACCAAAUGGACACGCCGCAUUACCAGGCAAUAUGUCGCGUAAUACGCUGCAUGCGCUCAGCGCUACCCCGAAACCAAAGUACACCGACGGCUGGGUGCAAGUGCAGCAACGCAAAUCGUUCGAUACGAAUUUGGCCAAUGAUCCUGCUUGGCUCUCAGCAUAUCAGCAGAAACGCAAAUCCAUGCCGGAGCCUUAUCACGCCUAUAACAACCACUGGCUCGUGCAAGAAGCCGAACAACGACGCAUCGCCGAGCAGCAGCUGCGACGCGGUGGUUCGACGACCACAACACCGGUGCACCAGCAAAACGGCAGCGCCAACAGUAAUGGCAAGCCGCUGCCAGAUUCCAUCAUACAAACACUAACGGAACGUGUGCAGAGCAAGGGUAUCGGUGAGCGAAAGCGAUUCGACAACUAUAACAACCAAGUUGGUGUUUUGGAGAAGAGUCCGUUACACGCUGCCGCCACAUACUAUCAACACCAACAGCAGCAGCAGCUCUCGCAGCCUAUAACGCCCUCACAUCAGCGACUACUCAGCGGCUCGACAUUGGCCGCAAUGCCACCACAAGCCAAUGUGAACGCCUCGCCGGCUCAUCAGCAACCACAGCCACAGCAGCAGCAACAGGACAAGGUGUUGAGUGUCAGUGGCAAGAAGAAGUGUUCACAUUGUGGUGACGAAUUAGGACGCGGUGCCGCCAUGAUCAUCGAAUCGCUGCUGCUCUUUUACCACAUCAAUUGCUUCAAGUGCUGCGUGUGUCACGUGCAGCUCGGUGACGGACUGAAUGGGACGGAUGUGCGCGUGCGCAACCACAAAUUACACUGCCAAAAUUGUUACUCCAGCGAUGAUGGCAUCAAAUUCAGCUGCGUCUGAGGUCAACUGAGAGAAUCCGAGUGGAAAAGUGAAAGCUGUUUGGAAAUCGAGUGGUUGGGUCAUAACUGUAGAAAGCAGCUGUUGUUGUUGUUGUACAAUCAAAAUGCUGCUGGAGUUGUGGAGAAACACAUACAUACAAAAACAUAUAGCUGUUAAUAUAAUAAUAAUAGCUGUUAAUGUAAGAACCGCAAAGAAUCGGAGGCGAAAACUCUACAACAAGUCAAAAAGCGCUUAAGUCGUGCUGAUAAUUUAAAAAUAUAAAAAAAUAUUGAAUGUUGAAUAAUUUUCAUAUUUAUAUUUACACAUUUUGAUGUUUCAAUUUACACUUUUUAAAAGUAACGAAAUUUUCAAAUUUUACAUUAAAUGAAUUUUACGAAAAAAAACAAUACUUAGUAACAUAUACAACAUAUGUAUGUGUCUACUUAAAACUUACGCUAAAUGCUUAUGAAACAAAUUGAAAUCAAAAAAAAAAUUGAAUUUGAAAUGGAGGUAAUCAAUUCUACAAUAACUUGUGUAUAACGCAAUAGAUAUACAUACAUAUAUAUAUACA
Messenger RNA from Zeugodacus cucurbitae (melon fly), 7772 nucleotides. It is a transcript of the gene smash, whose product is annotated as serine-rich adhesin for platelets. NCBI's taxonomy places the organism in Eukaryota, Metazoa, Arthropoda, Insecta, Diptera, Tephritidae. The transcript has 12 exons. Gene Ontology annotation, biological process: regulation of focal adhesion assembly; positive regulation of stress fiber assembly. The coding region runs from base 1580 to 7222 and encodes 1880 amino acids. Gene Ontology annotation, molecular function: myosin II head/neck binding. Gene Ontology annotation, cellular component: stress fiber. The record is from RefSeq and is a predicted model, not a curated record.